AUGGUUGGCCCUGCUAUCAUUUGCACUUGCAUUGCUGCGCUCGCCUGGGCAGUUCAUGGGGAUUUCGUGUCGACCGAAUACGAACCAUACAAUAAUGGAGAUCUAGGCCACCGUCCUCAUCUAGAAUUCCACUCGAGCAGCGAAUUCGCACCUCUCCUGCAAGUCAAUAUAUGGAAUCGAUCGGCCAUAUCGGACACGGGCUCCCAUGUAUUCCUCCGACAUGACGGUAACUCAACCUCGCCGCUCGCAUCCCCACUGAUUCUCGACGCCAACGACUUGAGUGCGGUCUUCAUGAAUCGAUCCUUCGAGAAUGUAUUUGGCACCCGCAUUCAGGAGAAUUUCAGCAAGAAGUAUUUGACCUUCUGGGAGGGGUACAAGUCCAACGGGAUUGGAGACGGCUAUGGGCUUGUCUAUGACGACACCUAUCGUUUGGUAUACAAAGUCUGGGCACAGAAUAUGAAAGUUCACAGUGACCUUCAUGAAUUUGCAUUUACUGGAAACGGAACGGCCUUGGUCACGGGUGUCAACGACAUGAUUGCGCGUGGGUCUGAUUUCAAUGAAACAUGGGGUUUGCCCAACAAAUUUGAGAUUCUGGAUGCCGCUUUCCAGGAGAUUGAGUUGGAGACAAACGAGGUACUUUUCCACUGGCGAGCCAUCGAUCAUCUCAAUCCUAUGGACUCACACGAGCCGAGCGGUGCUGGUUGGGAUGCCUUUCAUUUGAACAGCAUCGAGAAGACUAAAGCAGGCAACUAUCUAAUCUCCAUCCGCCACCUCCACUCCAUUCUCCUCAUCGAUGGGAAAACUGGCGAUGUCAUAUGGACAUUGGGCGGCAAUAAGAACGAUUUUGUCGAACUGCCUCCUCCUGAAGGGGUCGAUCCCGUCCAACCUUUGCUGACAAUGGCCUGGCAACAUCACGCCCGUUUCGUCCCCGGAACCGACGAGAUGCAGAUCACCUUCUUUGAUAACCACGCCAAGGUCACUUCACACGGUGAAUGCAGCUGGGACUGCUCGCGUGGUCUUCACAUCGCCAUUGACGAUACUGUCUCGCCGCCGACGGUCCAGCUCCUGCGCGAAUUCCGCCAUCCGGCAGACCUUCAGGCCCAGAGCCAAGGAAGCAUUCAAGUCCUCUCGCCUGCCCCGGGAGACAUCGGCAACGUAUUCAUAGGCUGGGGCCGGUGCCCGUCAUUCACGGAACAUACUUCGACUGGCGAGACCAUCAUGAACGUACAAUUUUCCCCGUGGCACAGUGUCGAAAUCCCCGACGCGCUUGACAACUACCGCGCAUACAAGAUGGAUUGGUCCGCGACGCCAUGGUGGGACCCCGUUAUUGCGCCAAAGCUGAGCUUUGAGGAUGAAAUGGUGGUCUAUGUCAGCUGGAAUGGUGCGACUGAGGUGGCGGGUUGGGUUGUCCGGGGAGCGGAAACCGAGAAGCUGGACGAGAGCCAAGUGCUGGCGACAUCCCGGCGGACCGGGUUUGAGACGAAGUUGACGAUUGGGUGGCCUGACUACCAGUAUAUAUGGGCCGACGCCAUGGAUCGUAACGGAAAUGUGAUUCGAUCGACCGAAGUCGUCAAUCUGGGCACUAGGGAAAUAUCUUUUGCUUCUGACCUUUAUGGCGUGAACAAUUCAAUGUUCCAACCCACGGGCGACGUGGCGUGGGAGUACGUGAAUCCUGUUGAAUCUCAACGUUUGUCGAAGACUGCAUGGGCUUUACUGGGUACUGGGCUGGGUGUCCUCUUUUUGGCCGGCGUAACAGUCGGUGUCAUUGUGUGGCACCGAGGCAAUAACUAUAAUCGGUUGGGAGCCGAUGAUUUUGUUCUGGGUGAUGAUUUCGAUCUUGAUUCUGUGGUCAGUGAGGGUAGUAAUGACGACGGCGAAGAUGUCGAUAGGGCUGCUAAUGUUGACCCGCAGUCAAGAACGGCCGAGGACAGCCGCGCCCUUCUACAAAACGCGGAGAAAUAG
Molecule: messenger RNA, 1962 nt
Organism: Penicillium atrosanguineum
Lineage: Eukaryota; Fungi; Ascomycota; Eurotiomycetes; Eurotiales; Aspergillaceae
Exons: 2
Coding region: 1-1962 (653 amino acids)
Source: RefSeq, a predicted model, not a curated record